Molecule: messenger RNA, 8578 nt
Organism: Salvelinus fontinalis (brook trout)
Lineage: Eukaryota; Metazoa; Chordata; Actinopteri; Salmoniformes; Salmonidae
Exons: 2
Coding region: 2781-3530 (249 amino acids)
Source: RefSeq, a predicted model, not a curated record
UGUGUGUGUGGUGGGGGGCAUUUUAAAGUGUGUUGAAUAUGAUAGUGAAUGAAUUGUCUUUGAAAGGCCUAAUGGUUUAAGUUGGCGUGCGGGUAAUUUGCAGUAAUCUCUGACAUGAUUACCCCACCCAAUUAGCCAUGUACAUAGGAUGUCAGUUCAUGUUCAGCCCUAAAAGCCCUAAAAGUUAAAUCCAACAUUUCUGUUAUUAUGAAUCGUAAUUUGCAACCUUGUAUUUAAAAUACAAAAAUGUUCCUUAAAUAAACUAUUGAUGGCCUAUUGCAACCCCCAUUGGCCACUGCAUUAUCACGAGGGUUAACCAGCGUUAACUCAGUGUUCCAUGCUCUAUGCAGCUUCUUUAGGUCUUGUCCUUCCAUUCAUCUGCUCACACAGAUGUUGUGCUAGCUAGCCAGCUAGCCAACUUCUACCGAAUAGCAGCACUGUAGAAACUAUUACACUACAACGGAACGACUUGAUUAGUGUAGUGUUAGCUAGCUACAUAGUUGUCUUUGCUGUCUUUGUAUCUAAGAUAAUUGUGUAGUUUAGAGUAAUUUCGAGGUUACCUAGCCAGCUAUCGAGGUUACCUAGCCAGCUACACUUUCAAACAAAGUCAACAACGCAGCCACUGCUAGCUAGCCUACUUCACCAGUCAGCAGUACUGUAUCAUUUUAAUCAUUUUAGUCAAUAAGAUUUUUGCAACGUAAAGCUUAACUUUCUGAACAUUCGAGACGUGUAGUCCACUUGUCAUUCCAAUCUCCUUUGCAUUAGCGUAGCCUCUUCUGUAGCCUGUCAACUAUGUGUCUGUCUAUCCCUGUUCUCUCCUCUCUGCACAGACCAUACAAACGCUUCACACCGCGUGGCCGUGGCCACCCUAACCUGGUGGUCCCAGCGCGCACAACCCACGUGGAGUUCCAGGUCUCCGGCAGCCUCUGGAACUGCCGAUCUGCGGCCAACAAGGCAGAGUUCAUCUCAGCCUAUGCUUCCCUCCAGUCCCUCGACUUCUUGGCACUGACGGAAACAUGGAUCACCACAGAUAACACUGCUACUCCUACUGCUCUCUCCUCGUCUGCCCACAUGUUCUCGCACACCCCGAGAGCUUCUGGUCAGCGGGGUGGUGGCACCGGGAUCCUCAUCUCUCCAAAGUGGUCACUUUCUCUUUCUCCCCUUACCCAUCUGUCUAUCGCCUCCUUUGAAUUCCAUGCUGUCACAGUUACCAGCCCUUUCAAGCUUAACAUCCUUAUCAUUUAUCGCCCUCCAGGUUCCCUUGGAGAGUUCAUCAAUGAGCUUGAUACCUUGAUAAGCUCCUUUCCUGAGGACGGCUCACCUCUCACAGUUCUGGGUGACUUUAACCUCCCCACGUCUACCUUUGACUCAUUCCUCUCUGCCUCCUUCUUUCCACUCCUCUCCUCUUUUGACCUCACCCUCUCACCUUCCCCCCUACUCACAAGGCAGGCAAUACACUUGACCUCAUCUUUACUAGAUGCUGUUCUUCCACUAACCUCAUUGCAACUCCCCUCCUAGUCUCCGACCACUACCUUGUAUCCCUUUCCCUCUCGCUCUCAUCCAACACUUCCCACACUGCCCCUACUCGGAUGGUAUCGCGCCGUCCCAACCUUCGCUCUCUCUCCCCCGCUACUCUUUCCUCUUCCAUCCUAUCAUCUCUUCCCUCUGCUCAAACCUUCUCCAACCUAUCUCCUGAUUCUGCCUCCUCAACCCUCCUCUCCUCCCUUUCUGCAUCCUUUGACUCUCUAUGUCCCCUAUCCUCCAGGCUGGCUCGGUCCUCCCCUCCUGCUCCGUGGCUCGACGACUCAUUGCGAGCUCACUGAACAGGGCUCCGGGCAGCCAAGCGGAAAUGGAGGAAAACUCGCCUCCCUGCGGACCUGGCAUCCUUUCACUCCCUCCUCUCUACAUUUUCCUCUUCUGUCUCUGCUGCUAAAGCCACUUUCUACCACUCUAAAUUCCAAGCAUCUGCCUCUAACCCUAGGAAGCUCUUUGCCACCUUCUCCUCCCUCCUGAAUCCUCCCACCCCCCCCUCCUCCCUCUCUGCAGAUGACUUCGUCAACCAUUUUGGAAAGAAGGUUGACGACAUCCGAUCCUCGUUUGCUAAGUCAAACGACACCGCUGGUUCUGCUCACACUGCCCUACCCUGUGCUCUGACCUCUUUCUCACCUCUCUCUCCAGAUUAAAUCUCGCGUCUUGUGACGGCCGGCCGCCCAACAACCUGCCCGCUUGACCCUAUCCCCUCCUCUCUUCUCCAGACCAUUUCCGGAGACCUUCUCCCUUACCUCACCUCGCUCAUCAACUCAUCCUUGACCGCUGGCUACGUCCCUUGCGUCUUCAAGAGAGCGAGAGUUGCACCCCUUCUGAAAAAACCUACACUCGAUCCCUCCGAUGUCAACAACUACAGACCAAUAUCCCUUCUUUCUUUUCUCUCCAAAACUCUUGAAUGUGCCGUCCUUGGCCAGCUCUCCUGCUAUCUCUCUCAGAAUGACCUUCUUGAUCCAAAUCAGUCAGGUUUCAAGACUAGUCAUUCAACUGAGACUGCUCUUCUCUGUGUCACGGAGGCGCUCCGCACUGCUAAAGCUAACUCUCUCUCCUCUGCUCUCAUCCUUCUAGACCUAUCGGCUGCCUUUGAUACUGUGAACCAUCAGAUCCUCCUCUCCACCCUCUCCGAGUUGGGCAUCUCCGGCGCGGCCCACGCUUGGAUUGCGUCCUACCUGACAGGUCGCUCCUACCAGGUGGCGAAUCGCAUCUCUGCAUGUCUGGCAGACAUAUCAGUGUGGAUGACGGAUCACCACCUCAAGCUGAACCUCGGCAAGACGGAGCUGCUCUUCCUCCCGGGGAGGGACUGCCCGUUCCAUGAUCUCGCCAUCACGGUUGACAACUCCAUUGUGUCCUCCUCCCAGAGAGGUAAGAACCUUGGCGUGAUCCUGGACAACACCCUGUCGUUCUCAACUAACAUCAAGGCGGUGGCCCGUUCCUGUAGGUUCAUGCUCUACAACAUCCGCAGAGUACGACCCUGCCUCACACAGGAAGCGGCGCAGGUCCUAAUCCAGGCACUUGUCAUCUCCCGUCUGGAUUACUGCAACUCGCUGUUGGCUGGGCUCCCUGCCUGUGCCAUUAAACCCCUACAACUCAUCCAGAAUGCCGCAGCCCGUCUGGUGUUCAACCUUCCCAAGUUCUCUCACGUCACCCCGCUCCUCCGCUCUCUCCACUGGCUUCCAGUUGAAGCUCGCAUCCGCUACAAGACCAUGGUGCUUGCCUACGGAGCUGUGAGGGGAACGGCACCUCAGUACCUUCAGGCUCUGAUCAGGCCCUACACCCAAACAAGGGCACUGCGUUCAUCCACCUCUGGCCUGCUCGCCUCCCUACCACUGAGGAAGUACAGUUCCCGCUCAGCCCAGUCAAAACUGUUCGCUGCUCUGGCACCCCAAUGGUGGAACAAACUCCCUCACAACGCCAGGACAGCGGAGUCAAUCACCACCUUCCGGAGACACCUGAAACCCCACCUCUUUAAGGAAUACCUAGGAUAGGAUAAAGUAAUCCUUCUGAUCCCCCCCCCCCUUAAAAGAUUUAGAUGCACUAUUGUAAAGUGGCUGUUCCACUAGAUGUCAUAAGGUGAAUGCACCAAUUUGUAAGUCGCUCUGGAUAAGAGCGUCUGCUAAAUGACUUAAAUGUAAAUGUAAAUGUGUGUAUUAGUCUCAUCUCUGUCUGAACAUUGACCUACAGUAUAAUAGCUCCACACUUGAUUGAGGAAAAAGACAAUAGGAACCCCAUUUACAACAGCUAUAUGAUCUGGAAGCAUCAUUUCCCACGCAUCCAGCUAAAAGUCAGGCAGAUUAACAACAAUACUAAUUUCACCACUUUUUCAUCAAAGAAUAACAGUUCUCUGCACAGGUAUUACGGAUGAAGUAUAUUUACAGCACAGGAAAAGUAGUAAACAUCUUAUGGCAAUGUGGAUUAUCAUCCUUUCUUGUCAUUACUGUUGUUACAGUGUCAAAAGAAUGUCUAAAGUAUCCGUAUACAUACCAAUAUCCUGUCAGUCAAUAAUGUAUUUUGUGGGAGUAUAGUGUCAUCCUGACCGCUGUGCUCUCAAAGCUUCAGGGUGGUUGUACGAGGCUAGUAUACUGUACGUUCACAUUAGUGAUCUUUUAGCUAAAACCAUGGUAAAUAUAGAUUUUAAAUAAUGUUAAUAGGAAGUUCAUAGUAUCUGUUUAUUAAAUUGAAGCGCUUGAUCAACAUAGAUCAAUCAGCUAGUGAUGCUCUUUUUGUGGUUUGGACCUGUUCUCAAACACACAGAUUGUUAUAUGCCACUGGUUGAACACACCACUAUCACACAGUGGGGAGUCAAAAGGAAAGACCAUAGGAGAAAAGAGAUGCACGUGAAUUUGUGUCUAAUUUAUGCCCAGAUUGUCAAGCAAGACAAGAGUUCACAUUCUGAACAUGAAUCACUGAAACAUUUCCUUAAUCUCCUAAACAGGCCUUGAAAUAUGUCAAUUAUAUUUUCAACCUGAAAAUGGUUUGUGAUUAGAUUAGGAGAGCAGGUUAGGAGAGCAGUUUAGCUAAUGCAAUUAAAAUCGAAUGACUGCCUUAAUUUCACUGGACCCCAGGAAGAGUAGCUAUUACCUUGGCAGGAACUAAUGGAGAUCCAUAAUAAAUACAAAUACAAACCCUAUGUUACAUGUGCUCCUGCCACGCCCUCUACUGCUCAUCCUGUGUCUCCUUGACCUGCCACCACUCCCCCAGCGCUCUCUCCCUCUCCCUCUCCCUCUCUCUCUCUGUGUGUGAUUGUGUGGGCGGAGACAGGUGUGUUGGAGUCAGAGCAGAUCCCCACCAGAUGCAAACUGUUCCAUAAUCAAGACCUCUACAAAUACACAGUCCUGCCACUCCCACACUGCCAGAUCGUAAUCUCUGCUCAGUCAGUCUACGUUUCUAGCCGUUUGUUACUAUUUAGAUCCUGUUAUCCCUGUUUUCCUUGCCUGACACAGUUUUCCUCUCCGCUACAGUUCUGCCCGCUCUGACUCUGGUCCCUGUCUCCAGUCCCAUAUGGAUUCCCCUCCUGGAUUCCCCUCCUGCUUACCCUGUCCCAACCCCUCCCACUCCAGCCUCAGCCUCCGCACCUGGUUUUCUGCAACCCGCCUGAGCUUCCCCUGGCCUGCACUCCAUCUUCCCUCUGUGUUUCAAUAAAUACCUUGGUUACUUCAUCCCAGUCUCCUUGUCUGAGUCUGCUCUUGGGUUUCCCUGUUCCACUCAGUGUAACACCAUAACCCUUUUCCUAACCUCAGAGCGAACACAAUCUGGAACACACGUGGCAUUCAUAGGACCGUUACCCGUGUCAGGCUGGUUCUGCGGCGCCUGGAGGAUACAGGACUCGAUCUCCCAGGCAACGGCGGCAACAAUGCAGGUGGAUGGCACAAUGGCUUCUGGCUCGGUACCUGUGUUGUCGGUGGUGAACUGGCGGGAGAGGGUAUCAGGCUUGGUAUUCUUUGAACCGGGGUGAUCAGUGAGUGUGAAAUUGAAUCUACCGAAGAACAAGGCCCACCUGGAAUUCCAGGAGUUCAGACGUUUGGCGGUCUGGAUGUAGGGCAGGUUUUUAUGGUCAGUCCACACGAUGAAGGGGAGGACAGAGCCCUCCAGCCAGUGACGCCAUUCCGCAAGAGCCAGCUUAACUGCCAGGAGUUCCCGGUUUCCGAUGUCAAAAUUUCUCUCUGCAGGUGAGAGCUUACGGGAAAGGAAUGCAAAUGGGUGGACCUUCUGAUCAGAGGGGUAAUGUUGAGACAGAACAGCACCUACCCCGGUGUCAGAGGCAUCCACCUCCACAAUGAACUGAAGUUCUGGGUCAGGCUGAGUAAGGACCGGAGCGGAGGUGAUGUGACGCUUGUGUUCCAGGAAUGCUGCCUCUGCCUCAGGAGUCCAGUGGAACGGAGUGGAGGUGGAGGUGAGAGUGGUGAGAGGUGCAGCCAGACGGCUGUAGUUGUGGAUGAAACGUCUGUAAAAAUGUGCAAACCCCAGGAAACGCUGUAGCUGCUUCAGGUUGGAGGGCGCAGGCCACUCUGUGACUGUCAUGACCUUGGCGGGGUCCAUACGUAACAGUCCCUGUGCAAUAAUAUAACCCAGGAAUGACACUGAGGCAGCAUGGAACUCACAUUUUUUGGCUUUAACAAAAAGCUUAUUCUCCAACAGCCGUUGAAGAAUUUGGCGAACGUGUUUCUUGUGAGCCUCAUGGUCCUUGGAAAAAAUCAGGAUGUCGUCUAAAUAGACAAAAAUGAAGCGUCCAAUCACAUCCCUCAGCAUGUCAUUGACUAGGUUCUGGAAAACAGCAGGGGCGUUAGUAAGACCAAAAGGCAAGACCAAAUACUCAAAGUGUGGUGUGUUGAACGCAGUCUUCCACUCGUCCCCCUCUCAUGCGGACAAGGUGGUAGGCAUUCCGGAGGUCGAGCUUGGUAAACACCGUGGCACCAUGGAGGGGGCCAAAAGCAGAGCUGAUGAGUGGCAAGGGGUACUUGUUCUUUACUGUGAUAUUAUUCAGCCCACUGAAGUCUAUGCACAGCCUCAGUGACCCAUCCUUCUUCUUCACGAAGGAAAACCCUGCACCCAUCGGGGAGGAAGAUGGCUUGAUAAGUCCUGCAGCCAGAGAAUCCUGGAUGUACCUCUCCAUAGCCUCUUGCUCGGGGCGAGAGAGGUUAAAUAACCGGCUACUGAGAAGAGGAGCUCCAGGCUGGAGGUCAAUGGAGCAGUCAUACGGCCGGUGAGGCGGCAGCGACAGGGCGCGGUGCUUGCUGAACACAAGAUCUAGAUCGCAAAACUCUGGAGGAACUGAUAACAGGUCUGGAGGUUCUGGAAUGAACUGGGGCACAGACAAGGCAGGGCAAGGGAAGAAUGUAGACAAUUGAACUCCAAGUGGUUGCCUUUCCAGCGGUCCAGUCAAUUUGUGGGUUGUGUAGCUUUAACCAUGGAUGUCCAAGAACCAGGCAGUAAGUACAGUCGAUUAUGUGGAAACGGAUCUUUUCCUGGUGGUUUCCAGAGAGACGCAGGAUGACAGGGACGGUUCUCUCACAGACACGGGCAAGGAGCUGUCCAUUGAGAGCGUUGGCAUCGAGGGGUGAAUCGAGUGGGACAGUGUCCAAGCCCAACUGGGUACCGAGACCUUGGUCCAGGAAGCUCCCGUUGGCUCUCGAAUCGAUGAGAGCAGACAGAGGAAAAGCCUGGCUCUGCCACACAAGGUUGCCUUCAAGCAGGGGUCGGGGAGAAGAUGGGCAGGCGAUUUGGCUCAACAGUAUAUCCCCCAUUACUGCCGAGCCCCCUCUUUUGCUGGACGCAGGGAACAAGUGGAAACAAAGUGACCAAACUGGCCACAGUAUAGGCAGCUCCUAGCGGCGAUUCGCACGCUGCCUCUCCUCUGGAGAGAGACGGGCCCGGACGAGCUGCAUGGGUUCAGGAUUAGGAAGAGCCUAGGUAAGGGAUGCAGUCGGAGAAGGAGGACAAGGCGCUGAAGCAGAUGUUAUGGUACAUGCAACCCUACCUACUCUCUCCCUCCGAUGCUCCCGGAGACGGUUGUUGAUGCAGAUGGUGAGAGAGAUGAGUUCAUUGAGUCCAUCAGGCUCAUCCCUGGACACCAACUCCUCCUUGAUGGUCUCAGUGAGCGUGUUCUGGAAUGCUCUCUGAAGGGCCUCCUCAUUCCAGCCGAUCUCAGCGGCAAGGGUAAGAAACUCACAUCCAUCCUACCUUCCAUGUAUCCCUGAUUAAACAUGUCUGCUCUCAUCCCGUCUCCUCCUGCAGCAGCUCCUCCACCCCCUCGGCUCAUCAAUGACCACCCUGCCUAUACCGUCCGGUGGCUUUUGGAUGUGCGCCAUCAGGGUCGCGGCUGACAGUACCUGGUGGACUGGGAAGGAUACGGGCAGGAGGAGUGCUGCUGGGUGCCCCGCCAUCACAUUCUGGACCCCUCCCUCUUAUGUGAUUUCUAUCCCUCACACCCAGAUAAGCCUGGUCGGGCGUGUAGAGGGGGGUACUGUUACAUCUGCUCCUGCCACACCCUCUACUGCUCAUCCUGUGUCUCCUUGACCUGCCGCCACUCCCCCAGUACUCUUUCCCUCUCACUCUCUCUCUGUGUGUGUGAUUGUGUGGUCAGAGACAGGUGUGCUGGAGUCAGAGCAGAUCCCCACCAGCUGCAACCUGUUCCAUAAUCAAGACCUCUACAAAUACUCAGUCCUGCCACUUCCACACUGCCAGAUCGUAAUCUCUGCUCAGUCAGUAUAUGUUUCUAGCCCUUUGUUACUAUUUAGAUCCUGUUAUGCUGUUGUGCCUGUUUUCCUUGCCUGACAUGGUUUUCCUCUCCGCUACAAUUCUUCCCACUCUGACUCUGGUCCCUGUCUCCAGUCCCACGUCUCCUCAUCCUGCUACUCUGCCCUGGAUUCCCCACUCUACAGCUCCCUUGGAUUCACCUCCGGACCUGCUUACCCUGUCCCAACCCCUCCCGCUCCAGCCUCAGCCUCCGCACCUGGUUUCCUGCAACCCACCCGAGCUCCCCCUGGCCUGCACUCCAUCUUCCCCCUGUGUUUCAAUAAAUACCUUGGUUACUUCA